Diorhabda sublineata is the source of this 807-nucleotide messenger RNA. Its product is annotated as cuticle protein 21-like. The record is from RefSeq and is a predicted model, not a curated record. The coding region runs from base 1 to 807 and encodes 268 amino acids. The transcript is spliced from 2 exons. Gene Ontology annotation, cellular component: extracellular matrix. NCBI's taxonomy places the organism in Eukaryota, Metazoa, Arthropoda, Insecta, Coleoptera, Chrysomelidae.
AUGGCAUUCAAACUCUUAGCUUUCGCCGCCAUUGUAACAGUAGCCCGAGCUGGUAUCCUUGGAGAAGCCUACACGGCACCGUUGGCUUACGCACAACCAGCAUUAGCUAAAGUAGCUUACUCUUCGGCUUACGCACAACCAGCAGUAGCUAAGGUAGCUUACUCUUCAGCCCCAGCUGUAUCUUACUCCAGUGUAUCAUCUCCAGUAGCUUAUGCUACACCAGCUGUUACUAAAUAUUCUAGACCCAUCUCAUACGCCCCUCCAACUAAAGUAGCUUACUCCUCAGCCCCAGCUGUCUCUUAUGCCAGCGUAUCAUCUCCUGUAGCUUACGCUACACCAGCCGUAGCUAAAUAUGCUGCUCCAAUUUCUUACGCAGCUCCAGCUUAUAAAGUAGCCGCUCCAGUAUCCUACGCAGCUCCAGUAUCCUACGCAGCUCCAGUAUCCUACGCAGCUCCAGUAGCCAAAGCUGUUUAUGCCGAACCUUCAGCACCAGCUAACUACGAUUUCGGAUACUCCGUAAGCGAUCCCCACACCGGAGAUAGUAAAAGCCAACAAGAAUCUCGUCAUGGUGAUGUCGUUCAAGGCAGCUACUCCCUUAUCGAAGCUGAUGGUAGCAAACGUACCGUUGAAUACACUGCUGACCCCCACAAUGGAUUCAACGCUGUAGUUCACAAAGAUCCUGGUGUAGCUGCUGCUCCAGUUGUUGCAAAAGUAGCUGCUCCAAUCGCUUACGCUCAACCAGCCUACAAAGUAGCCAGCCCUCUAUCUUACGCUGCUCCAUUGGCCCACGGAGGAUACUACCACUAA